UCCCACCAUCGUUUGUGUUUUCAUUAUCUCUCUCGUUUCUACUCUAAAAGUUAAAGAAAAAAAAAAGAAAAAUAACUAAAAUAAAAGUCGCUUCGCUGUGAAAAUAAAAGAGAGAUCCGAAUCCAAUCUCAUCUGUAAUCUUUCUGAUUCACUCUCAGACAAUGCUCUGCUAUGUCGGAAAAGCCACCAAGAUUUUUAUUUUCAUCGUCACCGUUGCUGUCGUCAUUGGUCUUGUCGUAGGCUUGGGUGUCCUCCGUCGUAACUCACACCACUGCUCCGGCGACUAUUGCUCAUCUCCCGCCGAUUCUUCUUCUUCCUCCUCUUCCUCUGCUUCCCCUUUCAUAACUCCCUUUCCUAACCCGAACCCGAAUCCAAACCCGCCUGUCCUCGGAUCUUCCCCCCCUGCCCCACCCGGCUCAUCACCACCAAACCCAUUUGUUCCAGUCACCCCAACUCCACCGGCGCCGAUCGUAAAUCCGAAUUCACCUCCUCCGCCGGAUUCAGAUACAACCACCGCACCUCCUCCACCUGCACCGCAGUCAUCAUCAAUCGCGCCGCCGCCACCACCAGCGGAAGAAUCUGCAUCGCCGCCGUUAAGUCCGCCGAGCUCCGUAGUCAACACUCCCGCUCCAGUGCAUGCGAAGCUGGUCAACGACUAAAGUUAGAUCGACCACACGUUUGUAAAUUCGGACAUCUCUUUAUCACUUUUCAGUUCUUGAACUUGAUUCGUUUGUUUGUUUGUUUGUUUUUUCCUAAUUAGAUCAAAUGUUCUAAGCUUUUAAAUCAAGGCGAAAGUUUAGUCUCAUUUACUUAAAUCAUAUAGGAAGAGAGAUUAGGUUGAAUGCUUAAACACUUCAUU
Molecule: messenger RNA, 859 nt
Organism: Eruca vesicaria subsp. sativa (arugula)
Lineage: Eukaryota; Viridiplantae; Streptophyta; Magnoliopsida; Brassicales; Brassicaceae
Source: the annotation of a GenBank genome assembly